AUGCGGGAGGUAUUGGAGACUUUAAGGUGGGAGAGGCUUUAUGCCAAGUUCUCCAAAUGUGAGUUAUGGUUGUGUGAGGUACAGUGCUUAGGACACCUCGUCAAUCAGAAGGGUAUAUUGGACGAUCCAGCUAAGGUCGAGGUCGUGAUGCAGUGGGAGGUUCCGAGGUCUCCAUCCGAGAUUCAGAGUUUCCUUGGUCUAGUAGGGUAUUAUCGGAGGUUCAUUGAGAACUUCUCUAGGAUCGCAGUUCCGUUGACCAGAUUCACGAAGAAUACAGUUACCUUUCGUUGGGAGCCUGAGCAACAGGCAAAUUUUGAGACCAUGAGGCAGAGAUUGUGCGAGGCUCCGAUCUUGACCCUGCCUGAGGGAAUUGAUGACUUUGUGGUUUAUUGUGAUGCAUCUAUCACGGCUAUGGGCACAGUGCUUAUGCAACGGGGUCAUGUGAUUACUUACGCAUCGAGGCAACUGAAUCUUCAUGAGGCGAAUUACCCUACACAUGAUCUGGAGCUGGGGUGUGAUUUUCGCCCACAAGAUUUGGCGACAUUAGCUCUAUGGGAUCCAUUGUACCAUUUGUUGGAUAUAGUGUCUAAGUCCAUAACUUUAUUUGGUAUGUACUUGACCCGACCCGGCAUGGUCCAUUUGGGUUGCAUGGCAUUGCAAUACUUGGAUAGACUAAAUGAGAGAAUAAGGCACUUAUGA
Lactuca virosa is the source of this 699-nucleotide messenger RNA. Lineage: Eukaryota; Viridiplantae; Streptophyta; Magnoliopsida; Asterales; Asteraceae. The record is from the annotation of a GenBank genome assembly.